GCUUGUAUUGUGCUACUUAAGCGGCUGCAGCGCAGAAGAUACGCGCGCGCCCGUUCUCGACGCAUUACGGUAGACCAAACUGUCCUCUAACACAUCGCCAACACAAGAGACAAGCGGAGUAAUUCAACACUGAUUUCUCUGCGAAUGAGCGAGGAACAGACGAGAUGCCAAAAACUCCAGCGAGAAGUAUUAUUGGGACUUUAGGAAAACUCACCGUGUGACUAACUGAAAGAAACAGAGAAGACCUGAAGCGACGAGGAGACGUAAAGAGCCGCGUGCUUGUUCUUCAUGAACUUUGAGGAGCGCUGUGACCAUGCAGCCUUUGAGCUAGUGCACGAUUAUUGUUUCCACUUAUCACCCUACUGAGUGACCAGUCUGAGAGAGGAAGCCAGUCAAAAAAGGAAAGGAAGACUAAUAAAGGCAGUUGUCGUUGAAAGUAAUGGUCUGAAGGCGACACUCAUAGAACAGGAUUUUUUCCUUUUUUUUUUUUUUUUUUUUUUUUUGCGUUGCUCUUCUGAAGGUUUCUGGAAUCACUGGGACGUUGACGAGAGCUGGAGGGACACAUCCACAUGGUCCAGCCGUAGAGUGAAAGUAGAGUUCUUCACAAUAUCCGAACAGGUGCCACGUGAUGAUGGUAGAAUCAGCAACUGAGACCAUUCGAACAACACCCUCCAAUCAAAAUGGAGUCAGCAGCCUAAGCAGCCAAUCAGACGGCGGAGGAAGAGAGGGUGGGUCCAACGGUGACACCACUGGGGAGAUCAGCCCGGUGGAUUUACUGCAUCUUCAACAGCAGCAGGCCCUCCAGGCAGCACGCCAGUUCAUCCUCCAGCAGGCCACAGGACUCAACUCCCCCAGCAGCAACGAGGUCAAACAGAGCCCCGUGCAGGUGCCGGUAUCCAUGGCGAUGAUGACCCCACAGAUGAUAACUCCUCAGCAGAUGCAGCAGAUCCUCUCUCCACCUCAGCUCCAAGCUUUACUCCAACAGCAACAAGCCCUUAUGCUGCAACAGCUGCAGGAGUACUACAAAAAGCAACAGGAGCAGUUGCACCUCCAACUCCUUACCCAGCAACAGCAAGCAGGGAAGCAGGCCAAAGAGCAGCAGCAGUUGGGGAAUAAACAGUUGGCUUUCCAGCAGCAGCUGAUUCAGAUGCAACAACUACAGCAGCAACACAUUUUGAAUCUACAAAGACAGGGCCUGGUGAACCUACAGCCGGGACAAGGAGCAGUACCCAUUCAGAGCCUGCAGCAAGCCAUGUGUCCCACGGACCUGCAGCAGUUGUGGAAGGAUGUGGCCUGUGUUCAGAGCACAGAGGAGGCCAUGAAACACGAGGGCCUCGACCUGACCACCAACAGCUCCAACACUACCUCAUAUUCAGCCUCCAAGGUCUCACCUCAAAUCCCCCAUCAUCCUUUGCCAAAUGGACAGAACUCUGUUCACACUCCAAAGAGAGACAGAGCAAGACUCUUUGAGUGGAUCUCGUCCUUCACCAAGGAGUCCAGUGACGAGCAUCUCACGCCUUAUUCCAAAGGCACUUCCCUGCAGAGCACUCACUCAACCCACGAGGAACACACGGCCUCCCACCCACUCUACGGACACGGCGAGUGCAAGUGGCCUGGCUGUGAAGCGCUUUGCGAGGACAUGGGCCAAUUCAUCAAGCACCUGAACAGUGAACACGCCCUGGAUGAUCGCAGUACGGCCCAGUGCAGGGUCCAGAUGCAGGUCGUUCAACAGCUGGAGAUACAGCUGGCCAAAGAGAGCGAGCGUCUGCAGGCAAUGAUGACCCACCUGCACAUGCGUCCAUCAGAGCCAAAGCCUUUCAACCAACCUUUGAACCUGGCCUCCAGUGUUUCGCUGUCAAAAAGAGAAAGUGAGGGGUUUCCUGAGGGCUUGCCUCAUCCCCCCACCUCUGCCGCAACUCCCAUCACCCCCAUGAGGCAGGGACCCUCCGUCAUCAGCUCCUCCAGCCUGCACGGAGUCGGGCCCAUCCGUCGGCGCAACUCCGACAAGUUCUGCACCCCCAUCGCUUCAGAACUUGCACAGAAUUGUGAAUUCUACAAAAACGCUGAUGUCAGGCCUCCAUUCACCUACGCCUCCCUCAUACGACACGCCAUUCUGGAAACCCCUGACCGACAGCUGACUCUAAACGAGAUCUAUAACUGGUUUACACGAAUGUUCGCCUAUUUCAGGAGAAACACAGCAACAUGGAAGAAUGCCGUGCGCCAUAACCUGAGUCUGCACAAGUGCUUUGUGCGGGUCGAGAACGUCAAGGGUGCUGUUUGGACCGUGGACGAAGCGGAAUACCAAAAGAGGAGACCACCAAAGAUGACCGGAAGUCCCACUCUCGUGAAGAAUAUGAUUUCUGGGCUGGGAUUUGGCUCCCUGAAUGCCAGCUAUCAGGCUGCACUUGCGGAGAGCAGUCUUGGUCUUCUGAACAGCCCCACCCUGAUGAACAACAGCACGGGUGCGAGCCUCAACAUGCUGCAUGUCGGCCACGAUGAUGUCAGCAGCACUGUUGAACAAGUCAACAGUAAUGGCAGCUGCAGCCCUGGCCUUUCUCCGCAGCAGUAUGGACACCAAGUCCACGUGAAGGAGGAGCCAGCCGAGAUGGAGGAGGACAGGAGACCCGUGUCCCUCAUGACAUCUGUCACUCAAAACCUGAGCAUGCCUGCCGAUGAGCGCGACAUGGAUGAGGAGCUUCCCACAGAGGAGCUGGAGUAGGAGCUCGCUGGCCCUGGCCCUCCCUCGUAUUCAAGAUGUUCAAGAUCAAGUGAGAAAACAAAGAUAAAAAAACCAACUACAACUUCAGAAACCAAAACAGGGUUAGACCUCAUCAGCUCCUAAUGCAAAAACACGUCCCCCACUCCACCCUUCAUUUUUUGUUUCUUCAGUCAGUCCCCUCGAGCAGCUGUGCGUUCAUGUCCUCCUGUACUUUGAAUCACGGUCUGAUAGAAGCACAGACCACCGUGUCUAAAGCUACUGAUGGAAACCUGACGUCAGUUUACAAGCUUAGUCAUUUGUUUCCCUCAAGGUUUCUCUAUUUUAAAUCUUUUUUAGCUUUAAUGUUGAUGUUCUUUGGGCCCUAAGAGCACUGCUUUUCCAUGGGAUAAACACACAGCGGUGAUUUACCUCAGAAAGAUGAAAAAAAGAGGAAAAAGAUGACAAACACACAUCUUUAGAACGACUUCUGCUUUCAACCAGAUUUUUGUACUUGUUCAAGAGGAUGCUGCAAGACUCAGUAACUUUGCGGUCACACAGAUAAAUUCACCACUCUCGACAAAGGCAAAGACUGAAACAAAAUGAGCUGAAAGACUGGCAACGUUGUCCCUGGCCAUUUGACCAACUCCCUUUUUUUUUUUUUUUUUCUCCCUUCCAUGACUGGACUAGAGAAACGGGGAGCGCGUUUUGUCUCGAGGCAGUGUUAGCGGAUGCUUGCGCUGUCCCUGUCUUUAUCUAAUGCUAUCCACAAGACUACCAGAACGUGUUUUCCCCCCUCGCUCUUUGUCAAACUAAACAUAGAAUAUGUUGCUACCCCCAAAAAAGGCGUUUUUCAGGAAAAGGAGCUCUUUGGCUGUUGUUCUCCUGUGGUGCUGUUAUGACAGCCAGACUGAUAUGAGGCUUGUGGAGGACCAGCUUAGAGACUUUAUUGACUGUAUUGUUGAUUAUAAUACAUAAUAUGUGUGCAGUAGCUUUCGAUUUUGUUUUAUUUUCAUAGUCAUUUCUUUCUAAAGGAUCGACAUUUUUGAUUGUGAUGUAAUUCAACUAUUGUUUUCUGUUAAUGAUUGUUUUGUUUCUUUUUAUUCUCUCAUCAUUCCAAAGGGGUUACAUUUAGGAGAGAAGUUCCAAAAUCCCUUAUUCUACAAACUCCACACCAAAAAAAAAAAAAAAAGUCCUAGUAUUCUAGUGUUGCGUCACAUGUAUUUGAGGAUAGCACUUAUGAUUAAGUGAAAAUUCCGAAACAGAGCCACAGAUGAAAUCUAGCAUUAAAAACCACUCGCUCAUUUCUUUAACAGAGAGAAGCUGAAACUAAAGAGACAGAGGUGAAAUACACAUUGCAGGGCUCCCUGUAAGAUCCAGGAGAAAACUUUACAGGCACUCGUAUUUUUUUUUUUUUUUUACAAAUUUGCUUCAUUUGUUCAUUUAGUUAAAAAUUGUAGAUUUAAUUUUUUACAGAUUUGCUCCAUUUACAGUGUUUAAGAAUUUUCUAUGGUAGACAAUUGUUAUCAGCUGCGAUACAAAAUAUUGCUUUAACGUAAAACAUAACAUGGUCACAGAAUACCUCAGACCACAGUGUUUGCCCCUCACGCUGUUAUUACAAAGGGGAUUUGUGCUGUGGCUAACCAACAUGGUGACUCUCAUUAUCAGUUCAAAGUUCUAUAGUUACUAGAUAUAUAAAAGUGAUUUGCAAUCCACUGUGUGAGUAGAAAGUGUCUGAUUAGCAUUUUGCUUUCACCGAACUAUAUAUAUAUAUAUAUAUGUACAUAUAUAUAUAUAUAUAUAUAUAUAUAUAUAUAUAUAUAUAUAUAUAUAUAUAUGUACAUAUAUAAUAUCUUUUCUCAGUAGUGCCAUGCCAAAUUCUGAGUUUUAAUUUAAGAUAUGUUGCUUUUUCAGUUUUUCCCCAUUUUACUUUUGUUACAGGUAACCAAAGAUAUAUUUAGUAAACCAAAAACUCUUUUUUUAUUUAUCAUUUCUUCUUCCUAAGUUACUGGCCAAAAAAACACAAACUCGUCAUAUGAAUAUUUGAUUUUUCCUUUAUUUUUUCCCAGCCAAAUCUUUUUUUUUUUUUUUUGACCUACACUACAGAGCAUUCCAAAAACCAAAGUGUAAAAUGCAAAUGCUUUUUUGUUGUUGUUGCUGUUCAAAAAAAAAAAAAAAAGAGACAGCUGUUUUAAUAUACGUUAACCUAAUAAGUUCUUAACACUACAUAUGUUUAAAGGCCAAAAAACAAAUGGAAACAAAAAGCAAAAAAAGCAGUAUUAAUAAGCCUCUUGAGGUUCCUUAGUUAAUGUACAAGCACUUACAAUCUGCGAAAGGAAGAUUUCUACCCCAUCUUGUGCUCAGGCGAUUGGCAGUGUUGAGAACGCAGUCUUCACUGUCUAAGAUUGCAAAGGACUUUACACGCAAAAGGCACUUGAAUAAGCCAGCAUCAAUUACUCAGCAUUAUGGUUAACUUCAAUUACCAGUAUUUCACAAUUAAACGCAGUUCAACAAAUACCAAAACAAGCAGGCAAGCACUAACUUGCUUGUGCUUUUCCUGCCUGUUGAACAGUAUUAUUUACCACACUAAUAAGGGAUGUCUGAUAGGGAAUCUUUUCAAAUGCGACAGGAAUCAUUUUAAGGGCGGUUCAAGUAAUUAUUUUCCACUUUUUUAUGUUGGAGGAUCUUUAUUUUUCGCGGUUUGAUGUACCAUCUCUAUGUUCAUUUCAUACACACCUUCAAAAAUAAAAAAAUAAAACCAAAAAUAAUGCUACCUCCUUUUAAAAAACGGUUCACAAAAUAGAUAGGCCAAUGAAAGUCACCUAUAAUCAAACAAAAGAUGUAAAUCCCUUCUAGUUUUUCAUUCACCCACAAAAUUCAUUUUUUUAUAAAAAUAAAAAAAAACAUAUUGUUGAAAUAACCAAAAUAUGUUUGUCGUUGCAUAGCUGUAAACGGAGUUUGUUGAUUCCUCUCAAUUCCAAAUUCAUUUUCAUGAAUUCGGCUUCAUGAAUGGAAACAAAUAAACGAGACACAAUGGGGGGGGGGAGACGACCUACCUCUCUAUACCCUCCUAAAAAUAAAUAAAACCCUGAGUCCUGUUAAGUAUGAAGCAUUAGGUGGUCAACAUAUUUAAAAGGGUCUACUCCAAAUCACAUAUUCCCCACUUUAAGUGAUCUAUUAGCAUAGUGUCUAUGUACAGGUCCUCUGUGCGAAGGCUUAAUUGUGUGUUCUAAUUCCGCAUGCAUAAUGAGAGGCCAGGCCAAUGAGAGCCAUCAAGCUGGCCGGUCAUUAGAGCGUACUCAAUGGGCCAGUCAGCUGGGUGUCAGAAAUGAUGAUAGGCAAAAUGCAUUAAUGCAGGCCACUCUCACAUAGACCCCGCUUCCCAAUUAAUGCAAAGUGUAGUUUUGUGACAGCAGUUAAAAAAAAUACCACACACACACAGACAGUCUAUCCCUGAGCGAUCAUCAUGCUCCUGCUAAAACGAGCCUUUAUUUUUACCAAAAUAUCCAAAGAGAACCAACAAGCUUGUGCUACAAGAACUGAGGAUUGCAAAGGAAUUGAAAAACGCUCACAUAUUAAUUGCUGCAUUGACUAAAUGGACUACAAUUGUGCUUUAAGGCACGCGUGUAAACAAAGCUGUUUUGUACGAUGUGGACUAAAGGGCAUCAGUGGUGAUUGCCGUGACUCCUUCGUUACUUUUACACACGUUGUAAUGAUGUAUUAUUGUAUAUUACCGCUCAGCUUAGCUCUCAAGGGCAUUCCCUGCUUUCCGUGUUUCCUUUACUUGUUUUCUUUUGGCUUUUAUUUUUCCGCACCUGUUUUUAGCUAUUGUGAAGUUUUGAGCUCAGAAUUUCAUAUACUGUAUUGCUUAUGCUAAAGUCUAUGUAUUUAUAAUAAUAUGUGCUGCAGGUAUCAUGGUUAAAAAAGAAAAAAAAAAUCUUUAUUUUUUUUUUUUGGUUUUGUUUUCCCAGAUUUUCUGUCGUAAACUGUCUGGGACGAUGAUUUUUUUGUUUUUCUUUUGUAUGUAUUAUCUCUCGAAAAAGAACAGAUUAAGAGUUAGAUAAGUGGUUAAGGUAACACACCUGUUUGUAUAUUUAUCUUAGCUAGGUCUAUUUUGAUACUUUUCGUCUCUGUAGUGCAUUAUGCAUUUUUAAGGAAAAAAGAGAGAAAACAAACUAAAAAGUUGAACUCGUUGUGUAAUGAUACCUCAGAAGGACUUUUCUCAAAAGACAGGACCAAAACUUCACAAAAACAAUGAAAGAGAAAAAAAAGAAGAAAAAAUGUGUAGCCCUAUCUUGCUUAUAAGAAAGAGCAACUUUAAGGUGUUUUUUUUAAUUAUUGGUUCUUUUAGGUGCCAAUAUGUGUACAGACUCCCUUUAAAGUCAAAUCAUUCCUUUAUUUACCAUGAGCACUCAAAGCUGUCUCUCAUAGGGCAACCGCGCUCCAGAUUUAUAGAGAAUUUCUCUGAGAAAGUGCAUGGAUGAGUUAUGCUGACUGAGUGAGUCUUUCUUGUUUUCUGGCUUCUCUGCACCCUCAUGGCUUUAAAGAUGCCAUGCUAACUUUUUUCCGGGGCUAUCAGAGGUACACAAAAUUCAUACAGGCUAUUUUUGACCACUGUUUGACAUUUGCUGUGAACUUGGUGUGGCUUUCGUAACAUACCAAAUAAGAUUGUGAAAAGGCUUUUCGAAAUACAGUUCAUCUUCUGUGACCACCAAAGGGAUUGUGGCUAGAUGUUUGGAUUCCAAAUUGAUCAAGUGUGCCACAGCUGUAACCACACCUUCACGUCGCCUCAGAGCUCCAUUGCCUGGUGAUGAAUAGCUUUGAGCUGCAGUAUUCUUAGUAAAGGACCCUAGAAGGGGAGCUUUUGCCUGAUGAUAUUAACUUCUUCGGCCAAUCAAAUGGAACUACCACUUCGACUCUCCUCUCAUUGUAUUUUUAUGAAUGUGUGUACAUUUUCAGCAGUGACUUCUGUGUACUUUAGUUUCAUUUUAACUUGUUUACUUCUCUUUUAUAAUUUUUUUUUUACAUUUGUCUUGCUUUUUUCAGAUGAGACUUGGGGGAAGAAUAGGUGAUGGCUUUUGAAAUGGUAUAAAAAAAGGCAACUAGCCAUCUACCUUUGUCGUUCUAACCUCGGUGACCAUGUUUAUGCCAGUCACUGCCGUUUUUUCUUCAUGCUGUAUAAAACACACACACACACACACACACAUAUAUCUGUGUAUUUGUAACCUGAAUCUUCUUGUGUCUGUCCAUGCAGACAAUAAAAAAACUGUACAGUAGGUCUAGUUGCAUGUAAUCUGUACUAAUUAUUGACAAUGGCAUUAUAAAAUGCAAUAAAAAUACUUAUUACACUGUCUAA
Carassius auratus (goldfish) is the source of this 8051-nucleotide messenger RNA. Its product is annotated as forkhead box protein P4-like. The record is from RefSeq and is a predicted model, not a curated record. Gene Ontology annotation, biological process: regulation of transcription by RNA polymerase II. NCBI's taxonomy places the organism in Eukaryota, Metazoa, Chordata, Actinopteri, Cypriniformes, Cyprinidae. Gene Ontology annotation, cellular component: nucleus. The transcript has 18 exons. Bases 629 to 2719 code for a protein of 696 amino acids. Gene Ontology annotation, molecular function: RNA polymerase II cis-regulatory region sequence-specific DNA binding; DNA-binding transcription repressor activity, RNA polymerase II-specific.